UGCCGUAAAGUGUCGCGUUGUUGUUUACAAUGUGGAGCUGCUGUCCUCACUGAAUGGAGCUAUCUGUUAAAUCUAUUGGUGUUUAACGAUAUUGUUGACAAAGACAACAGUGAUGAUGUCACAGCCCUCUCUGCUGGUCCUGUAUGGCAGUCAGACUGGCACGGCCCAGGACACGGCCCAGAGGAUCGGCCGCCAGGCGCAGAGGAGACGCCUGCAGGUCAACGUGCUGCCUCUGGAUCACUACAACGUGGCCAGCCUGAUCUCUGAGUCUCUGGUUGUGUUUGUGAGCUCUACCGCCGGCCAAGGAGACCCUCCAGACAACAUGAAGAACUUCUGGAAGUUUGUCUUCAGGAAGUCGUUGCCCGUUGGAUCUCUGAGGAACUUGGACUGUGCAGUUCUGGGCCUCGGGGACUCCUCUUAUCCUAAGUUUAACUUUGUGGCGAAGAAGCUCCAGAAGCGCCUCCUGCAGCUGGGGGCCAACGCGCUGCUGCCUGUGGGGCUCGCUGACGACCAGCACGACCUGGGGGCCGACGCAGUGAUCGACCCGUGGCUCGAUGCAUUCUGGGAGAAAGUGUUUUCUCUGUACCCGUCUAUGGCCGCUGUGAUCCCACUGAGGGAAGAUGAACCGCUUCCUCCAACAUACACGUUCCACUUCCUGGAUGAUGUGAGCGAGAAGACAGAAGACAGGCUGAGGAUUCCCACGGAGCAAAGUGUCCCCUCCCAGUCCCGCCCCUUUCCUGCCAGACUGGUGUCCAACUGCAGAGUGACGGACAGCUCACACUUUCAGGACGUGAGGCACAUAGAGUUCGACAUCAGCGGAUCUGACAUCCAGUUCUCUGCGGGUGACGUGGUGAUGAUGUAUCCGUGCAACGCUCUAGAGGACGUUCAGCAAUUCUGUGAACUGCUGAGGUUAGAUCCAGGGGCCACAUUCUCUCUGAGGGCCACAGGCAGCACUGCAGUCCCGCCCCGCCUCCCUCAGCCCUGCUCUUUGCGCCACCUGGUGGAGAAACACCUGGACGUGGCCGCCGUGCCUCGACGCUCCUUCUUUGAACUGCUCUCUACCUUCGCCACCAACGAGGUGGAGAAGGAGAAGCUGCUGGAGUUCUGCUCGGCUGCCGGCCAGGACGAGCUGCACUCGUACUGCAACCGGCCAAGACGCAGCGCUCUGGAGGUCUUGGCAGAUUUCCCUCACACUACAGCAGAACUGAAAGUAGACUUCCUCCUGGAUCUGUUCCCUGAGAUCCAGCCUCGCUCCUUCUCCAUCGCCUCCUCUCUGCAGGCUCACCCACAGCGGCUGCAGAUCCUGGUGGCGGUGGUCCGUUAUAAGACCAAGAUGUACAAACCGCGGAGAGGCCUCUGCUCCAGCUGGUUCGCCUCCCUGGACCCACAGGCACAAGGUGAGGUGUAUGUGCCUCUGUGGGUGAAGAAGGGAAGUCUGAAGUUCCCCAAAGAGAAGGACCCCCCCGUGAUAAUGGUUGGCCCCGGGACCGGACUGGCUCCUUUCCGCUCGGCCGUACAGGAGAGGAUCGCUGAGGGAAAACACGACAACGUUCUGUUCUUCGGCUGUCGCUCUGAAUCCAAAGACUUCUUCUACCGGUCAGAGUGGGAGGAGAAGAUGGAGGCCGGACAUCUGACCCUCUUCACCGCCUUCUCACGAGACCAGGAGGAGAAGGUGUAUGUGCAGCAGCGUGUGAGAGAGAACGCUGAGCUGCUGUGGGAUCUGAUCGCCAACAGAAGUGCCUGCUUCUACAUCGCUGGUAAUGCUAAAGACAUGCCCACCAGUGUGUGUGACGCUCUGAAAGAAGUCUUCCAGCAGGAGGGGGGUCUGUCCUCAGAGGAGGCCGAGCAGAUGCUGCUCACCAUGGAGAGGACGGGUCGAUUCCAGAGCGAGACCUGGUCCUGAAAACAUCUCCGCAAAAUCAUCCAUCAGUCAGCAUCCUUCCAGACCAUUCUCCACCGUGUGAACUGACGGGAGAUUCUCAAUCUGCGUCGCAGCGUUGGUGUCUUGAACGCCACACGGAUAUGAAAUAUGUGCGCAUCAUCCAGUGAGAACAAACCCAUCGUCUGCAGUCAAACACGCCGAAAGAUGGAGGAACAAACAGCCAAAUAAAAGCUUUCAUUUUCAAGAUACCCCGACCCGAGGUAGAAGAAAACACAACCAUGGUUUUCCUUACUACAAUACGUCUGGUUUAUGAAACAGAGGGUUAAAACAUGUGUAUACAACCAUCUGUUUCAUAAACUAAACAUAUUAUAGUGAAUAAAAACAUGGUUGUGUUUUCUUCUACCUCGUGUAUUUCCACUACUUCAACUUGUAGGGGCCACUGUACUAAAAGCAAAGAUGAGAAAUGGGCACAAACGUAAACUGGUACUGAAGGAUUACCCGUUUACAUCCAAGUGGUCUAAAGUCAAGGUCACUGGUUUCUCGAAUAACUCAGAAACGUAUGACAAUUUCUCCCAAUAGGAUAAAAUAAUGAGAUCCUGGACACACGUGGAGGUAAACGGCAGCAUGACUGGUUUUUGGAGGAGCUGUGAGUCGGUGACUUUAGUUAAUUGGGUGACUUAUAUUUAAAUGACUCAACCUAAAUUGUGUGAGAACAGAUUCCUACAUAAAAUUAAAGGAUAACCUGACGGGUAUUUUCAUCCUCAAUUCAUUAUUGUAGCUUACUGAUACACAAUCUUGAAUAUAAUGUAUUAUAAUGUGAUCUGAAGAAGCCGACAGUAUGGCUCAAUGGUGCUGCUCACAUUGUGAAAUAUAACUAACUGAUGUUUUAAAUAUGCCUUAAUAAACUAUCUUAAUCUGAA
This is a messenger RNA of Trematomus bernacchii (emerald rockcod), 2802 nucleotides long. RefSeq names its product NADPH dependent diflavin oxidoreductase 1 (gene ndor1). The record is from RefSeq and is a predicted model, not a curated record. Gene Ontology annotation, molecular function: FMN binding; flavin adenine dinucleotide binding; NADPH-hemoprotein reductase activity. Bases 113 to 1903 code for a protein of 596 amino acids. Gene Ontology annotation, cellular component: cytosol. The transcript is spliced from 15 exons. Lineage: Eukaryota; Metazoa; Chordata; Actinopteri; Perciformes; Nototheniidae.